AUGGGGAAACAACUAUUUCUUAUUCUCAACUUUGUUCUCUUGUGGUGGUGGAGCUCAAUCACAAUCUCCGGAUCAUACUCGCAAAACCAAACAGAUCGGCUUGCAUUAGCCUCCUUCAAAGAUGCAAUACAUGAAGACCCGUUCGGAGUCUUGAGCUCUUGGAAUGAUUCUACCCAUCAUUGUGAGUGGCAAGGUGUUUUGUGCAGCAAAAGGCAUCUUGGGAGGGUCACAUCCUUGGUCCUAAGAUCACAAGGCUUGGGAGGCUUCCUGUCUCCUCAUAUAGGUAACCUCUCUUUCCUAAGGGUCAUGGUUUUACAGAACAACAGCUUCCAUGGCGAAAUCCAACCACAGAUCGGCAACUUGUUUCGGCUCCGUAAUCUCGAUCUUAGUAACAACUCAUUUGGUGGGCCAAUACCCUCCAAUCUUUCCCACUGCUUGAACCUCGAGAUCCUGAAUCUCAUAGAUAACCAACUUGAGGGGGGAAUUCAUUUCGAUCUUGGUUCUUUAACAAGACUUAAACAAUUGCUCUUGUCUAAGAACAAUCUUGUAGGUCCUAUUCCUCGUUGGAUUGGAAACGUCUCACAGCUACAAAAGCUCUCCCUGGCAAUAAAUGAGUUGAGCGGAGAAAUACCCAAGGAAUUGUCCAAACUCAAGAGAUUGACACUUUUCCAACUAUUUUCCAACAAACUAACCGGUGAGGUUCCAACAGGGAUUUUAAACGUCUCUGACAUUGAGGUAUUCAGUGUUAGUCAUAACCAGUUGCGGGGAAGUUUUCUCAAUGAUGUCGGCAUCACUUCUCCUUCUCUCUACUUCCUUGGCGCCAGCUAUAACUUGUUCACCGGGAUGAUUCCGUCAACGUUAACGAAUGCCACAGGUCUUAAAAAGCUUGUACUUUUGAACAACAAUUUCCAUGGGCCAAUACCGAAAAAUCUAGGAAGGCUAAAGGGCCUUUACGUAAUUACAUUGGCUUAUAACCACUUGCAGGAUGACUUGAGUUUUAUUUCUUCUUUAGCUAAUUGUUCCAACUUAAAAACUCUCGCGGUGGACUGGAACUUAAUUCACGGAUCAUUGCCAAGCUCCUUCUCCAAUCUCUCCACCAGCAUGAAGGAAAUUUAUUUGUCAGGCAAUCAGAUCGAAGGAUCUAUUCCCUUAGCCCUCGGAAAUCUCUUCAACUUGUCUGUCUUGGAUUUGAGCCAUAAUUCUCUAACCGAUUGCAUUCCUCAUUCCAUCGGAACACUUUCCAACUUGGAGUAA
Messenger RNA from Eucalyptus grandis, 1254 nucleotides. Its product is annotated as putative receptor-like protein kinase At3g47110. Gene Ontology annotation, molecular function: protein binding. The record is from RefSeq and is a predicted model, not a curated record. The transcript has a single exon. The coding region runs from base 1 to 1254 and encodes 417 amino acids. Lineage: Eukaryota; Viridiplantae; Streptophyta; Magnoliopsida; Myrtales; Myrtaceae.